CUCAGUUCUGUGAAUUGAACCUCUUUGUAGUCUCAACCGACUCCUAUCACAUAUCUUUCGGUACGAUGUGAAAACCGCACAGAGAAGGAGUAAUGGCUCCCUUCGCAAUGGUCACCAAGUAUCAAGGUAACGUUUAAAAAGAACGCAUCCGGGUGUUUAACUGUUUCUACUCUGUUUCCUCCCCUCUUGUCUACAUAGACGGACCACCGACGUUUCCAUUGAUACAUGGACGACGGCUUCGUCUGGGCUUGAGGACGGGCAGAGUAAGGCAGUUGAUCUGAGAAAUACCGGCGAACUUGAUCUGGAUAAUACCAGCGAAAGGACAUGCUUCUUUGAAUCCCCCUGCCCCUCACGUCCGGUGUGACCGGGAAACUAACCCCGGCAGCGUCUCGCUUGAUCUUUCACCAUGUCGACUGACAAGAUCACUUUCCUUACCAACUGGCACGCUACGCCGUACCACGCCCCGCUGUACCUGGCCCAGGCCAAGGGAUAUUUCAAGGAGGAGGGUAUCAAGGUUGCUCUGCUCGAGCCCAAUGACCCUAGCGAUGUCACCGAGAUCAUUGGUACCGGCAAGGUCGACCUUGGCUUCAAGGCCAUGAUUCACACCCUGGCUGCCAAGGCUCGCAACUUUCCCGUCCAGUCCAUCGGCAGUCUCCUGGACGAGCCCUUCACCGGCGUCGUCUACCUCAGGGACUCUGGCAUCACGACCGACUUCCGCACCCUCAAGGGCAAGAAGAUCGGCUACGUGGGCGAGUUUGGCAAGAUCCAGAUCGACGAGCUCACCUCCCACUACGGCAUGACCCCCGACGACUACACUGCCGUCCGCUGCGGCAUGAACGUGUCCAAGGCCAUCAUCAAGGGCGAGAUCGACGCCGGCAUCGGCCUCGAGAACGUUCAGAUGGUUGAGCUCGAGGAGUGGCUCGCCUCUCAGGGUCGCCCCAAGGACGACGUGCAGAUGCUGCGCAUUGAUGAGCUCGCCGAGCUCGGCUGCUGCUGCUUCUGCACCAUCCUGUACAUCGGCAACGAGACCUUCCUGGCCGAGAACCCGGACAAGGUCAAGGCUUUCCUCCGUGCCGUCAAGCGUGCCACCGACUACGUGCUCGCUCAGCCCGAGGCGGCGUGGGCCGAGUACGUCGACUUCAAGCCCGUCAUGGGCACGGCUCUGAACCGCAAGAUCUUUGAGCGCAGCUUUGCCUACUUCAGCAAGGACCUCAAGAACGUCAAGCGCGACUGGGACAAGGUUACCAAGUACGGCAAGCGUCUUGGUGUUCUGGACGAGAGCUUCCAGCCCAACUACACCAACUCGUACCUCGAGUGGGCUCUCUCUGGCGAGUCGAGCGACCCCAUCGGAGAUCAGAAGCGCAUUGCCAAGCUUCAGAAGGACGUUGCUGUCUCUGGUGGCUUCCACCGGCUUCAAGAUGCCGAGGUCAAGGCUUGAGUGUGUAUCGCCUUAAGCUGAGAAUGAUUGAGGGAUCAUGGUUGGACCUAGUCCAGAUAUUGUCUGAUACACUCUUUGGUCCCGGAGGAACUGGAAGUUACUAGUCACUCAUUUCGCCUGGCUCUACCAUAACAAUAACAAGUCAAAAUUGCUGGAUUAAUACCUG
Molecule: messenger RNA, 1604 nt
Organism: Fusarium vanettenii 77-13-4
Lineage: Eukaryota; Fungi; Ascomycota; Sordariomycetes; Hypocreales; Nectriaceae
Exons: 3
Coding region: 407-1438 (343 amino acids)
Biological process (GO): thiamine biosynthetic process
Source: RefSeq, a predicted model, not a curated record